This is a messenger RNA of Tupaia belangeri chinensis (Chinese tree shrew), 1339 nucleotides long. It is a transcript of the gene PTOV1, whose product is annotated as PTOV1 extended AT-hook containing adaptor protein. The annotation marks the transcript as partial. NCBI's taxonomy places the organism in Eukaryota, Metazoa, Chordata, Mammalia, Scandentia, Tupaiidae. The transcript is spliced from 12 exons. The record is from RefSeq and is a predicted model, not a curated record. Gene Ontology annotation, biological process: positive regulation of transcription by RNA polymerase II. Gene Ontology annotation, cellular component: transcription regulator complex.
UGCGAAGUGUCCUCUGGAGUCGAUGGCGACUGCUUGUCCUUGCAAGUUCCCCAGCCUCGGUCUCCCCUCCCAUUUUUGCUGCAGGAAGGCGCUCGGGUUUUCGGGGCCCUGGGUCCCAUCAGCCCCUUGUCACCUGGGCUCACCCUUGGGGGUCUGGCCGUAAAUGAGCACCGGCUCAGCAACAAGCUGCUGGCCUGGAGUGGCGUCCUUGAGUGGCAGGAGAAGCGCAGACCCUACUCUGACUCUACGGCAAAGCUGAAGCGGACCCUGCCCUGCCAGGCCUACGUGAACCAGGGCGAGAACCUGGAGACCGACCAGUGGCCACAGAAGCUGAUCAUGCAGCUCAUCCCCCAGCAGCUGCUGACUACACUGGGCCCCCUGUUCCGCAACUCCCAACUGGCACAGUUCCACUUCACCAACAGAGACUGCGACUCGCUCAAGGGGCUCUGCCGCGUCAUGGGCAACGGCUUCGCGGGCUGCAUGCUCUUCCCGCACAUCUCCCCCUGUGAGGUGCGCGUGCUCAUGCUCCUGUACUCGUCUAAGAAGAAGAUCUUCAUGGGCCUCAUCCCCUAUGACCAGAGUGGCUUUGUCAAUGCCAUCCGGCAGGUCAUCACCACCCGCAAGCAGGCAGUGGGACCUGGUGGCGUCAAUGCAGGCCCCGUCCAGAUCGUCAACAACAAGUUCCUGGCAUGGAGUGGUGUCAUGGAGUGGCAGGAGCCCAGGCCUGAGCCCAACGGUCGGUCCAAGAGAUGGCUGCCCUCCCACGUCUACGUGAACCAAGGGGAGAUCCUGAGGACCGAGCAGUGGCCACGGAAGCUGUACAUGCAGCUCAUCCCCCAGCAGCUGCUGACCACCCUGGUGCCACUGUUCCGGAACUCCCGCCUGGUGCAGUUCCACUUCACCAAGGACCUGGAGACGCUCAAGAGCCUGUGCCGGAUCAUGGACAACGGCUUUGCCGGCUGCGUGCACUUCUCCUACAAGGCCUCGUGUGAGAUCCGCGUGCUCAUGCUCCUGUACUCCUCGGAGAAGAAGAUCUUCAUCGGCCUCAUCCCCCACGAGCAGAGCAACUUCGUCAACGGCAUCCGACGCGUCAUCGCCAACCAGCAGCAGGUCCUGCAGCGGAACCUGGAGCAGGAGCAGCAGCAGCGAGGGAUGGGGGGGUAGUGGCCACCCCUGGCCGGGCCCCUCCAGGAGUCACAGACACGGCCCCUGCGGAGACUGGUCAGAUGCUUCUGAGCAGGGUCCCCUGGGGACUGCAGCUGCCCAGCGACACAGAGGACAGGUCUGCAAGGACGGUCCCCACCCUGUAUGUUUCCCCAAUAAAGUCUUUUAAAAACCC